AUUUUGCAAUUUUUUUUUGUAAAUUCUAUAAAGUUAUUAUUGGCCGUUAAAUUUAAAAUGAUAACCAGAGUAGGGUCCUUAAUUUAUACAUAUGUAUUCAGAUCUCUUUUGUAGUUUUUGAUGCACACCUAUGAUGUUGAUUUAAGUCGUUUUAUCCUCAAAUAAUUGUACCUAUGAUAUAUGUACAACUAGUCCUUAUUCACUUCUUAGAGCUAAAAAGAAUACGAACCCGCUUUAGUUUAGGCUGCAUAAACUAAGGUCUAGGAAGCAGGGAGAAUCUCUACAUAGCAAAGUCCGGUUGACUAGAAAAUUCAGCAGUCUGAUUCAUAAGUCCUUUCUAUCUUUGUAAGUCAACUACUGCAUGUCUUUAUCUCUUGAACAACAUUUCUUACUUAAAUGCAUUGAUGUCGUUAUUCUUAGUGAUGGGACGCUUGUGAACUGUGGUAGCGUAACUUAAGCCUUAAGUCCUUGAACGAGGAGACUUAUGAAAAGGACUUGAAAAAAGAAGACUAGUAGUCGUGGACCAAUACAUAAGUCAACCAAAAGUCAUUGUAAGACUACUACAUCUUCUAAUGCACUAAGUAGUACUAUUCGAGUUAUGAAUGAUGCGGAGACGAACUUGGCGAGGAGUUUCAGUGCUGACACUCACUCAGGUUUAGACAUUCCGGAUCUAUACUUGUCAGAUGAAUGGAUGGAUGAUGAUCUUGCCUAUGCGGUUUCCGGAAUGAAUCAAUCUUAUACUUAUCAGACCAGUGAUGCUGCUGCUUUCUUCUCUGGUUCCUCUAGCAGUUUGGGUCAUCCUGAAUCUUCAAGUACCAACGGUUCUGCUGCUACAGCCACUGCUUCGGCCGAAAACCAAGUUAAGAAAGAAAAUAAGAAAGUUAAAGAGAGAGUGGCAUUCAAGACACAGUCUGAAGUUGAAGUGCUUGACGAUGGUUUCAAGUGGAGAAAGUAUGGGAAGAAGAUGGUGAAGAACAGCCCAAAUCCCAGAAACUACUACAAAUGUUCAACUGAUGGCUGUCCCGUGAAGAAAAGAGUUGAAAGAGAUAGAGAUGAUCCGAGCUUUGUGAUAACAACUUACGAGGGCUUCCACAAUCACUCAAGUAUGAACUAAGGUUCUUAAAGAGUUUCAUCGACUUUUUCAGUUUCCCCUAUGGCUUGCCAAGGCAACAUAAGUACAUAACAAUACGUGGUUUGAGAAAAGAUAGUGAAAACAAUGCUAUUCAGAGUAUUCACCUUGAGACUGAUUUAUUAUGUUUCUUAUCCUCACAUUGCUUCUAGUUCCUUAUAUAUUGAUAUGUGUGUUCACAGUUUAACAUGAUAUUCUGAAACUGUAGUA
This is a messenger RNA of Brassica rapa (field mustard), 1339 nucleotides long. Its product is annotated as probable WRKY transcription factor 50. NCBI's taxonomy places the organism in Eukaryota, Viridiplantae, Streptophyta, Magnoliopsida, Brassicales, Brassicaceae. The record is from RefSeq and is a predicted model, not a curated record. Gene Ontology annotation, molecular function: sequence-specific DNA binding; DNA-binding transcription factor activity. Gene Ontology annotation, biological process: regulation of DNA-templated transcription.